UGGUGGUGCUGAGGGGGGGAGGUGGAGUGUUGAAGGAUUUCUGAGCUGCUGAUGAUCGCGCCCACAAAGUGAGAGCUAACCGAGCGCACAGGAUUUCUCCUGCGCUGCCUUUGUGCGCCUGGCCGGCGACCCCUUGCUUGUCCUGCGUGCUGUGGAGGGCAGCAAGGACAGAUAACGACGACCAAGAAAUUGGGAAGAAGAGCCAGAAGAAGCAGGUUCGAGAUGAGCCGCGUUUGCUGAAAACCCAGUCCUGCUCAGGACGUCGCGACAGAAAGUUCUCAUUUCUCCAGUCCAGGUGGAGGGUCCAGUUGGAGAUGCACGUGCCACGUCGACCUUGUUUCCUGCGCUGCUUCUUGGAGAUCCCACGUCAACAUCAACGCGGUCAACUUUCCUAAAAAACAAAGCAAAAAGAAGGGAAGAAAGAAAAGUGAAUGGAAUGUAAGCAGCUGGACUGCAAGAGCAUCGUCUGUCCAGCGUAGCGGACAUUGGUAUGGAGUGAAGGUGGGACGUUUUGCGUUCGUUUCUGCACCCGCGUCGUCCACGUCCGCAGCAUGGGCCAGCCUGAAGGCGAAGCGCCUCGAGACAUGGGCGCGGAGCGCGAGGGGAACGGCGCCGAGGCGAGCGCUGGAGAGGCGAAGCAAGCCAAGGCUCAGCGCGCGCGCACCAUGGCCCUUUACAACCCCACCCCGGCCAGACACAACUGCCUCACCGUCAACAGGUCCCUGUUCAUCUUCGCCGAGAACAACAUCAUCAGAAAGUACGCGAGGAGGAUCAUAGAGUGGCCUCCAUUUGAAUACAUGAUCUUGGCUACCAUUAUCGCCAACUGCAUCGUGCUGGCUCUGGAACAGCAUCUGCCUGGAGAGGACAAGACACCCAUGUCCAAAAGACUGGAGAAGACAGAGCCCUACUUUAUUGGAAUCUUCUGUUUUGAAGCUGGCAUCAAGCUGGUGGCCCUGGGGUUUGUUUUCCAUAAGGGCUCCUACCUGAGGAACGGCUGGAAUGUCAUGGAUUUUAUCGUAGUGCUGAGUGGGAUUCUGGCCACUGCUGGAGCUCACAUGAACAUCCCGGUGGAUCUGAGGACUCUGAGAGCAGUGCGAGUCCUGAGGCCCCUCAAACUAGUCUCAGGAAUCCCCAGUUUGCAGAUCGUUUUGAAGUCCAUCAUCAAAGCGAUGGUGCCGCUGCUACAGAUUGGCCUCCUCCUCUUCUUUGCCAUCUUGAUGUUCGCCAUCAUCGGCCUGGAGUUCUACAGUGGGAAGCUCCAUCACACCUGCCUGCCCAUUCCCAGUAUCCUCGAGAACGAAACGCUGGACUCGUCAGAGGUGGAGUUUGCCUGUGGAGUGCGAAAGUGUCCGGAGAAGUACGACUGCAACGGGACGUGGAUCGGGCCAAACGACGGCAUCACCCAAUUCGAUAACAUCCUCUUUGCAGUGCUCACAGUGUUCCAGUGCAUCACCAUGGAGGGCUGGACUGCUGUGCUCUACAAUACUAAUGACGCACUGGGUCCCACAUGGAACUGGAUGUACUUCAUUCCUCUCAUCAUUAUUGGCUCCUUCUUCGUGCUGAACCUGGUUCUGGGUGUUCUCUCAGGUGAGUUUGCUAAAGAGAGAGAGAGGGUGGAGAACCGGCGAGCCUUCAUGAAGCUCAGGCGGCAGCAGCAGGUGGAGAGGGAACUCAACGGCUACCGUGCCUGGAUCGACCGAGCUGAGGAGGUGAUGCUUGCAGAGGAGAACAAAAACUCUGGAAGGUCUGCAUUAGAUGUGUUGAAACGAGCUACGAGCAAGAAGAACGCGAGACGUCGAGGAGAGGAUAAAUAUUCUGAAAUCUCAACAGUUGGUGGUCCACGGCCACCUGUAAACUUCCGCAGCGGAAGACGGGGUCCAGCCGCCUACCUGAGGCGUAAAGAGCGCAUGCUGCGCUUCUCCAUCCGCCGCAUGGUCAAGACAGACAGCUUCUACUGGAUAGUGCUCAGUCUGGUGGCCCUCAACACCAUCUGUGUGGCCAUCGUCCACCACAACCAGCCUGAAUGGCUAACCAUCCUUCAGUACUAUGCAGAGUUCGUGUUUCUGGGACUCUUUCUUGCUGAGAUGUUUUUGAAGAUGUAUGGCCUUGGCUUCCGCCUCUACUUCCACUCCUCCUUCAACUGCUUCGACUGUGCGGUGAUCGUCGGCAGUAUUUUUGAAGUGGUUUGGGGAUUUUUUAGGCCUCAAAUGUCUUUUGGAAUCAGCGUCCUUAGAGCUUUACGACUGUUAAGAAUCUUUAAGAUAACCAGGUACUGGGCAUCCUUGAGGAACUUGGUAGUGUCUCUGAUGAGCUCCAUGAAGUCCAUCAUCAGCCUCCUCUUCCUGCUCUUCCUCUUUAUUGUCGUUUUCGCUCUGCUUGGGAUGCAGCUCUUCGGUGGGAGGUUCAUCUUUAAAGAUUACACCCCUGCCAACUUUGACACAUUCCCAGCUGCUAUCAUGACUGUCUUUCAGAUUCUGACAGGUGAAGACUGGAAUGAGGUGAUGUAUAAUGGGAUUCGUUCGCAGGGAGGAGUACAGUAUGGCAUGUGGUCCUCCAUUUAUUUCAUUGUGCUGACACUGUUUGGGAACUACACAUUGCUCAAUGUAUUCUUGGCCAUCGCUGUUGAUAAUCUUGCCAAUGCCCAGGAAUUAACCAAGGUACAGGAUGAAGAGGAGGAAGAGGAGUUUUUUAACCAGCGAUACAAGGGCCGGGAGUUUGGCCUUUCAGAGUAAGUCAGAAGGAGGCGCAGGCCAUACUUGUACAGGAAGAGGGCCAUCCACAGGGGCCGGCCGACGCCUGCUGAGGCAGAGGAGGAAGCGCCUGGAAGACCGGACCCUGAGGAGCAGCCGGUCAAUGCCUUCGCCAACCGUCGCGAGAGACGUAACAAGAUGAAGAUGUCUGUGUGGGAGCAGCGGGCCAAACAGCUGCGCAAACGGCGCCAGAUGGCCAGUCGUGAGGUGCUGUUCGGCAGCCCCACUGAGGACCCUACGGACACCCCAGUUAGCCAGCCGCACACAAUGUCCUCCGUGUCCCCUGAGACCAGCCCAGCACAUCUGCCUGAGUCACCUAUGUCAGUGGUCAUACCUUUGCCGGAACCACCCAUGUCCAUAUCGAUUCCCCUCCCAGAACCCCCGGAGUCUGAGCCGCCGCCCCUCGUGGGCUCUGGAGCAGAGGAGAGGCCCGUGCCUCAUCGCUCCAACACUGAGAGGAGGCACCGUGUGGCCCGAAAGUUUCGGGCGGCUGCAGCUGCAGGGGUCGUCCAAGGAGGGAGGCAUCGAAGGCACAGGCACCGGGAGUCCAGAUCAGAGUCCAGAAGCACAGACACCUCUCAGCCGUGUGGCAGUGGAGAGGAACAGUUUACUGAAGGAGGAGAUGAUGCAGAGGCCUUGCAGUCGAGGAGAAGCAUGGACGAGAAUGAGCCAAUCAUGCCCAACCAGCAAACCGAGCUUGAGGACGAGCAACAAAGGGACGGUACCUGCGAUGUUGCCACGGUCUCGCAGUCGUCUGACCCAGCAGAGCGAGAGUCUGGCCUGCCCUGUACCUGCACAGGGCUCGGUGAGGAGGGAGAGACCCCAACCUGCCCGCAUCACCGAGCAGACAAUACAGCGGAGCUUGAUUACCUCUCAGAGGAAGCCAUUGACAACGAGAACAAUGCCAGCUAUUUAAACCAGGGGGAACCACUGACGGAAACUAGCAUUAUCCGAGAGAUGUCGGCACAGCCUCUGUUGGAGUUGACACCAAUGACUGUCAGUUUCAAGGACGUGGAAGCGGGUCAUUCAGAAAAGUCAGAGCACCAAGAUGACGAUGAUGAGGAUGAAGAUGAGCCAACAAAAGCUGUCCCAACUGUUCCACCAGACAGCAUGUUCAUCUUUAAAAGCAAAAACCCGAUUCGAAGGAUAUGCCACUAUGUGGUAACCCUGCGGUAUUUCGAGAUGACCAUUCUUCUUGUGAUUGUGGCUAGCAGCAUUGCACUGGCUGCCGAGGAUCCUGUAUGCACCAACUCCGAGCGCAACCGGGUUCUCCGCUACUUUGAUUAUGUUUUCACAGGUGUCUUUACAUUUGAAAUGAUUAUAAAGAUGAUUGACCAAGGCCUAAUUCUGCAUGACGGCUCAUACUUCCGGGACUUGUGGAACAUUCUGGAUUUUAUUGUGGUGGUUGGAGCUCUUAUUGCCUUUGCUCUCACGAAUGUUAUGGGAAACAACAAAGGCAGAGACAUCAAAACUAUUAAGUCACUGCGAGUCCUGAGAGUUCUCCGGCCUUUGAAGACCAUCAAACGGCUCCCAAAGCUGAAGGCUGUAUUUGAUUGUGUGGUGACUUCGCUGAAGAACGUCUUCAACAUCCUCAUCGUCUACAAGCUCUUCAUGUUCAUCUUCGCUGUCAUAGCAGUGCAGCUGUUCAAAGGGAAGUUCUUCUACUGUACAGACGGGUCCAUGGGCACUCAGAGAGAAUGCCAAGGCUACUACAUUGAUUACGGACGGGACAGGAAGGAGGUGAAGAAGAGAGAGUGGAAGAGGCACGAGUUCCACUAUGAUAACGUUAUGUGGGCGCUGCUCACGCUCUUCACUGUGUCCACCGGAGAGGGCUGGCCGCAAGUUCUUCAACACUCAGUAGACGUGACUGAGGAAGACCACGGCCCGAGUCGAGGCAACCGCAUGGAGAUGUCUGUCUUCUACGUUGUGUAUUUUGUAGUCUUCCCCUUUUUCUUUGUGAACAUCUUUGUCGCUCUUAUCAUCAUCACGUUCCAGGAGCAAGGGGACAAAAUGAUGGAGGAGUGCAGCUUGGAGAAAAAUGAGAGAGCCUGCAUAGACUUUGCUAUCAGUGCAAAGCCUUUCACUCGAUACAUGCCCCAGAACAGGCAGACCCUCCAGUACCGACUCUGGCACUUUGUGGUUUCACCAUCGUUUGAGUACACAGUUCUGGUCAUGAUCGCACUCAACACUGUGGUCCUCAUGAUGAAGUACCAUUCUGCCCCAGCGGCCUAUGACACAGUGCUGAAGCACUUAAACACAGCCUUCACCGUGCUCUUCUCGCUGGAGUGCAUCCUGAAGAUCAUGGCCUUUGGCCUCAUAAACUAUUUCAGAGACACGUGGAACAUCUUUGACUUCAUCACUGUGCUGGGCAGCAUUUCUGAGAUCAUUGUAGAUUUACAGUCUGUUAACACCUUUAAUAUGAGUUUCCUGAAGCUGUUCCGUGCAGCCAGGCUUAUUAAACUCUUGAGGCAGGGCUACACAAUCCGAAUCCUUCUCUGGACCUUCGUACAGUCCUUUAAGGCUCUUCCAUACGUGUGUCUGCUCAUCGCUAUGCUCUUCUUUAUCUACGCCAUCAUUGGCAUGCAGGUGUUUGGAAACAUUAAGCUGAAUGAUGAGAGCCACAUAAACCAACACAACAACUUCAAGACCUUUUUCAGCGCCUUGAUGCUGCUUUUCAGGAGUGCAACAGGGGAGUCUUGGCAGGAGAUCAUGCUGUCAUGUUUGGCGGGUCAGGAGUGUGAGCCUGACCCUUCCAUCGCCCCACCGUUUAUCUCUCCUGAUCACGAGGGUGGCUGUGGCACUGACUUUGCCUAUUUCUACUUUGUUUCAUUCAUCUUCUUCAGUUCUUUCCUGAUGCUAAAUCUCUUCGUAGCUGUGAUCAUGGACAACUUUGAGUAUCUGACGCGGGAUUCCUCCAUUCUUGGACCACACCAUCUGGAUGAAUUUGUCCGGAUCUGGGGGGAGUUUGAUCGAGCAGCAUGUGGCCGAAUCCAUUACACUGCCAUGUACGAGAUGCUAACACAUAUGUCGCCCCCUCUUGGACUUGGGAAGAAAUGUCCAGCAAAAAUUGCCUAUAAGAGACUGGUACUGAUGAACAUGCCUGUGGACGAGGAUAUGACCGUCCACUUUACCUCCACACUGAUGUCACUGAUCCGCACAGCCCUGGAGAUCAAAAUCGCUCGAGGUGGAGAAGACCGGGUGCAGUUGGACACUGAGCUGCAGAAGGAGAUCAGUGUGAUCUGGCCACAUCUGUCCCAGAAGACCUUGGACCUGCUGGUGCCUAUCAAUAAAGACACAGACAUGACCGUUGGUAAAAUCUAUGCCUCCAUGAUGAUUAUGGAUUACUUUAAACAGAGCAAAGCCAAGAAGCUGAGACAGCGAGCUGAGGAGCAGUCAAGCAGCCCCGCUCUUCCUUUAAUAUCUCACAGUGCAGGCUCAGCCUUAACCAGUGGUGGCUUCGUGGCUCUGAGUCCAAUAUCACCCCAAGAGCUCUUAAUGCAGCCAGCGACAACUAACCGUGAAGACAGUGAGGAAUACCAAGGAUCUGCUGCGGAGGAGCAGGAAAUGAAUGGAUUGUGGGAAGAGGAGAAGCCUCCUGAGCGUUUGUACCGACCCAGACACAAGAGCUACAAAGCUGCAGUGUCACAUUCAGAGCAAUCCCACCAGGCGGAAAGGGAGCGAGGCCGGUCCAAGGAACAGCGCCAUCUGCUGUCCCCCAACAACUCCCGCUUUAACUCAAAUGAGAGAAGUUCAAAGUCUUGCUCACGCUCACCCAGUGAGGAAAGAAGACAUGGCCUCACCCGACAGGGCAACAGCUCGGACAGCCCCGUUCCCUCCACCUCAGAGUCGAGCACCCCGAGUGGGAAGCGUCGGCUGUCUCAGACGCCCACCCGCACACACCCCCACAUCUCCUACUCGCCCCUGGUGUGCCACACUCACCCUUCCUCGCAGGCCGACGAUGAGGAGGAGGAGGAGGAGCAGAGCGGGCCACCCAUGCUGGGGUGCUGCAGCAAUGCCCUGUGGGACGAAAAUGCGGAGGAAGAGGAGGAGGUGAGGGUGGAGGAGGAGGAGGAGGAGGAGGAGGAGGAGGAGGAGGAGGAAGAGGGCACGCGCUCAGAACAGGACGAGUUCCUCGGCUCCGCCGCCCGCCGUUACCCUUCAGAACCCUACCUCGCCCUGCAGGAGGAGGAGCACAGCCCUGACUCCUCCGCCCCCAUGGAGACUCUGACCUUUGAGGCGGCGGUGGCCACCAGCCUGGGACGCUCCAACACCAUCACCGCCUCGGUGCGCACCCGUUCCCGUCUGGGCUGGCAGGUCCCCAACGGACACUUCCGCAAGCGGCUGGCCCAGAGCAUCUCCGUCGCCGGCUGCGAGCCUCUGAGCGACACGGAGGAUGACAAAUACUAGACACUGCAAGGUAGAGACAACAGGAAGAACACUAAAGGACAUUGGAGGAUAUCGAGAAGGACGCUGAUAUCCCCAUGGAAAGACAGGUGUGGCAGCAACCGGAGCCGCGUCAUUGAAUAUACUGUAAUGUACAAGUCCAAUGUGUUCAAGUGAAAAAGGAGGAGUGCUGAGAUUUUAACCUUUUUAAAACAUUUAAGCAGUUGUAUUGUCUUGUUUCUAGAAUGAAAGUUCAAGGAGGGAAACCUGUACAUUCGAAAAAACCCGGCGUUAACCAGACUAAAGAGCUUCAUCAUCUGCGGGAGAGAUUCGGCCGAGAUUAUCUCUGUUUAAACUGAGAAUUGCUGAUCGAUUUCAUUUUCUUUUGCACAGUAAACUGUUUAAAUCGAAGUAGGCUAUAUGUUGCAGAAUUUGAAUGUAAGGAAAUGAAAUUCAGUUCCAUGAAUUCAGUUCUACUGCCACAUUACGUUUCUCUAUCAACGAUGUUUACUUUAUUUAACGACACACUGAUGCACAAAGAUGUGCAGAACAUUAUUUUAUUUCACUUUAAACCAUGCAACAAGAUAUUUUUGUGAGCUCAUUCACUGGCUCGAGAAUUAGAGCAUAAAUGCAUUCACAGUAUUGGAUUCAUUUCAAUUUCUAAACAUUUGUACAAUCUGAGAAAUAAAAGAAACCAACUAACAGUUUGGCGUUUAUUGUGGUAAAAUAUUCCGAUGGCCUGUAUAAGCCAAGCUAAGUCAAGAUGCUUCUUUAGACUUGCAUUUUCAAUAGAGCACAGAAGAGUGCAGGGGAGCUACUAAUGCACAUCCUUUGAAGUCUAACCUUGAUUAUGCACUGACAUUAUAACCAGUGAGGACCUCAGGGAAUAUCACAAAUCUUAUGUGUCCCAAUUUCAGAUAUAAAUUUGAGUUCCACAGAAAUUUGUUCCUAAUAAAAGAGCAAUCAGGGACUUUUUGUUCAUGAAAACUUUAUCACAUACGUAUACAAAAUAAUGGUAGUGGAUAUGCAAUGUUAUGUGGUAAUGAGAAACAUUUCCAGCCAUCUUUCCUUUAACACCUUUAUUUUCUACAGCGGUCAAGUUGACAUUGGAGAUUACUUUAUAUUCUGAUGUAAAUCAAGAAGCCAGCAUAUAAAAACAUUGCUUAUUGAUUGUUAUAGAGAUUAAACUGUCAGCAUGACAAGA
Molecule: messenger RNA, 8337 nt
Organism: Colossoma macropomum (tambaqui)
Lineage: Eukaryota; Metazoa; Chordata; Actinopteri; Characiformes; Serrasalmidae
Gene: cacna1eb
Product: calcium channel, voltage-dependent, R type, alpha 1E subunit b
Exons: 46
Biological process (GO): chemical synaptic transmission; calcium ion import across plasma membrane
Cellular component (GO): membrane; neuronal cell body; voltage-gated calcium channel complex
Molecular function (GO): high voltage-gated calcium channel activity
Source: RefSeq, a predicted model, not a curated record